GACAGACAUCUCCAAAGCUUUUGCGAGUAGUGGAUACACAGUAGUCUCCUGCUCUACUCUCCGAAACCAUGGCUGUUGUGGAGUUGAAGGUUGGAAUGCACUGUGACAGGUGCAUCAAGGCGAUUAAGAAGGCGAUAAAAACGAUCGAUGACAUGGAGAGUUAUCAACUCGAAACGGAGAUAAACAAGGUCACUGUGACAGGAAACGUCACCCCAGAGGAAGUUGUCAAGGCUCUCCAGAAGAUAGGGAAGACAGCAACUUGCUGGGGUGAAGACUGAGAGCUGAUUGUUCUCAGUCUCACUCUAACAAUCAAUUAGCUAUCUAGUUACUUGUGAGUAUUAGUUUAUCUCCUUUACAUGUUUUACAUGGAUACCAGGAGCUAUUUACACUGCAGAUGUAGCAAUAACCACAGACUGAUGCUAUGAAUUGCAGAAUUGGCUACUGCU
Messenger RNA from Phragmites australis (common reed), 446 nucleotides. RefSeq names its product copper transport protein CCH-like. The coding region runs from base 69 to 278 and encodes 69 amino acids. The record is from RefSeq and is a predicted model, not a curated record. NCBI's taxonomy places the organism in Eukaryota, Viridiplantae, Streptophyta, Magnoliopsida, Poales, Poaceae. Gene Ontology annotation, molecular function: metal ion binding. The transcript is spliced from 3 exons.